Miscanthus lutarioriparius is the source of this 2550-nucleotide messenger RNA. The record is from the annotation of a GenBank genome assembly. NCBI's taxonomy places the organism in Eukaryota, Viridiplantae, Streptophyta, Magnoliopsida, Poales, Poaceae.
AUGGAGAGAGGUAAUGGCGGGAGCGGGAGGCCGCCUUCUCCGCCGCCGGCGGCGGCCGAGAGGAUGGCGGCGUGGAGGGACGGCGCCGUCACCUACUUCCACCUCCUCUUCUACAUCGCCAUCUCCGGCGGCCAGAUCUUCUUCAACAAGGCAAGCCACGCCGCGCCUCACCUACCCCCUGGCCUCCUUCCUCCCCCGCUGCGGAGUUCCCCAGCAGGCCUGAAUCCUGAUGAAGGCUCCAAUGCGCUCCAGUUAGGGGGGAUUUCUGGUGGCUCACUGGGUGCCAAUUAUCCUACCCUGUUAGACAGGCUUCAUCUGGACAACUUGGGUCUUAUCCUCAAAAGAGAUCAACUUCCCCUAUCCUGUGGCACUAACUCUGUUGCACAUGGUCUUCUCGUCUGUAGUAUGCUUCGUAAUUACAAAGGUUUUCAAGCUAUUGGUGUAAUACCAAGGUUCCAUUUGUUGCCUUGGGUAUUCUGUACAUCUGGGCACGCACUUACUCUUUCCUUCUAUAUUGACGAUAUUUCCCAGAUCAUAAAGAUUGAGGAGGGAAUGACUACAGAUAUAUAUAUCAGUUCAGUCAUUCCAAUUGGAGCAAUGUUUGCAAUGACACUUUGGCUAGGGAACAGUGCAUACCUCUACAUAUCUGUUGCAUUUGCACAGAUGUUGAAGGCAAUAAUGCCUGUAGCUGUGUUUCUUCUCGGAGCAGCAUUUGGCCUGGAAGAAAUGAGCUAUAAAAUGCUUUCUAUCAUGUCUGUUAUCAGUGUCGGAGUUAUUGUGGCUUCUGUUGGUGAAAUUACAAUCAGUUGGGUUGGAGUGGUUUACCAGAUGGGUGGAGUUGUUGCGGAAGCCCUAAGACUUAUCUUCAUUGAGAUGUUUCUGAAGAAAAAGGGCGUCAAGCUGAACUUGAUAUCCAUGAUGUACUAUGUUAGCCCUUGCAGUGCUGUAUGCCUCUUUAUUCCCUGGUUGUUCUUAGAGAAGCCAAAGAUGGAUGAUAGUAUUUCAUGGAACUUCCCGCCAUUCACAUUGUUCUUAAACUGCCUGUGCACUUUCGUACUCAAUAUGUCGGUUUUCCUUGUCAUAUCUCGGACUAGUGCGCUGACAGCUCGUGUUACUGGAGUUGUGAGGGAUUGGUCAGUAGUUUUGCUGUCAGCUGCCAUCUUCACUGAUACACAGCUUACCUUCAUAAAUAUAAUUGGUUAUGCCAUAGCCAUAGCUGGUGUUGUUGCAUAUAACAACCACAAGCUCAGUGUAAAACCCCAAGCGAACCCACAGCAAGGUGACGAGAACAAGUUCCUUCUCGGGGAAAUUGAUCCGGAGAGAAUGGAAGAGCCGGAUUGUCCAGAAGGUUCCGCUUCCGACCGCGGAGGAGAGCGGCAGGCGGCUUCCCUGCCGCUGCCGGCCUCCUUCCUCGAGUUCCUCAGCGAGAAUGGCCUGGACCCUGCGGUGUACUCAAUGGCAGCUACCAUCCCGCGCUACAUAAGACUAAAACCAGGCAUGGAGUCCCAGAUCGCGGAGAUCGAAGCCGAGUUGAAGUGUGGCCUCGAGAAGGUUUCAUGGCUGCCAGGGUUCUAUGCGAUUCCGCCGGAAAUUCAGAUUGCUGGCUCCACGGCUUAUCAGCAAGGGAAGAUCUAUGGAAUUGAUGCUGCUUCUGGAGCUGCUAUAUUAGCACUUGAUGUUCGACCAGGAGACCAUGUUCUUGACCUCUGUGCUGCCCCAGGUGCAAAGCUUUGCAUGCUCGCAGAUACGCUUGGAACCACUGGUUCUCUGACUGGUGUUGAUGUUGCAAAGCACCGUCUUGCAGCCUGUCGUACAAUGUUGCAGAAGUAUUGUCUUGGUGACCGUACUCGGCUCUUUGUUGCUGACGGAACUUUGUUUUCCAUUUUACCUGUGAACUCCAGGAUGCGAAGAUUGGAAGUUUCAAUUGGCGUUGAAGAAAAUGGAAGCACAUUCCCAGAAUGGACUUCAAGAAGAUCAUGGAAAGAUCGGCAGAAGACUAAGAAAGCAAAUGCAAAUGGUCCACAGCACCUACUGGCCACUUCGGAACCUGAACUGAUAUACUAUGGUAAACAUUCAGGAUUAGUUGGACUGUGUAAAUCUGAUGUCUUUUGUCCAUCAGUUGAUGAUGAAGCUUGUGCAUCUGGCUAUGAUAAGGUCCUAGUGGAUGCGGAGUGUACUCAUGAUGGAUCCAUAAAACACAUUCAGAAAUUUGAAUUCUGGGGAUGGAAAACUCUAGAUAGCCGUGUACUUGAUGCUGAAAGAACCGAGAACCUUCUUCAGCUUCAGUUACAUCUUCUCACAAAUGGUUUUAAAUUGUUGAAAACCGGUGGAUCACUUGUAUAUAGUACUUACAGCUUGACAGUUGCACAAAAUGAGAGCGUGGUUCAGCAAUUCCUUUCAACACACCCUUCUGCAGAUUUGCAGAAGAUCGAUUUGGCUGAUAAUUGGCCCUGCAGAAGUGGCGGCAUCCCCAAAACACUGCGAUUUGAUCCCACAGUUUCACAAACCAGUGGUCUUUUUGUUGGCAAGUUUAGUAAACUACCAACUUAA